AUGGAAGGCGCUGCUGUUGGCCCACCGAAAUUAUAUCUUGGACAUGGGGGAUCCGAUUCAGUUUUCCUUUUUCCCAACCCCAUCUACGAAACUCGACGUUCCAGUACAUUUGAGCCCAUCAAAUCCAAACUUUCGAGCCUUACUAAUCCGCUUGUCUUUACGACUCUGCAGUUUCUCACACUCUUCACCACUAACUCAAUCAUCAUGACAAAGCAUAGCAAGAACAACUCACCUCCGGUCUUGAGACACCCAUCCAUCCCGACCAUCAUGGACCCUGCCAACGAUUCAACCGAUGCACCCUUCACGAUUUGA
Messenger RNA from Fusarium venenatum, 312 nucleotides. The record is from RefSeq and is a predicted model, not a curated record. NCBI's taxonomy places the organism in Eukaryota, Fungi, Ascomycota, Sordariomycetes, Hypocreales, Nectriaceae.